AUGUACCGCAACUCCAAUUCAAUUGUCAGGACCACUGUUGGUGAUACCACCCCCUUCACCAUAACCGUAGGUGUGCAUCAGGGCUCCGUCUUAAGCCCCUAUCUCUUCAGUGUGAUAUUAGACGAACUGUCAGCCAGCGUACAGAAACUACCGCAGUCUUGGCUGCUUAUGUAUGCUGAUGAUAUCGCACUGGUAGAUGGGGACAAAGGACGGCUCACCAGACGCGUGCACGCAUGGAGGGAGGCGCUUGAGAACGGCGGGCUGAAGCUAAACGUGGCGAAGACGGAGUAUAUGGCCUGCAACAGCACCGAUCUGACGUCUCUCCGUAUAGGCGACGACACCUUCGAGCGCACGGACAACUUAAGUCGUGAUUCAGCAAAUAGAUGGCGCAUUCGUGUUGGUUCCUCGUACGCAAACAGCGGUGGUACCGUUUUUACUACAGCACGGAUUAUUAGUCAUCCCAGCUAUAACGAAUUCUCUUACGACCAUGAUGUGGCAGUAAUGCACUCUAGCCGGGGUUUUUCGUUCAGCAACAGUGUACGCGCCGCCAGUAUUGCCGGCUCAAACUACAAUGUCGCAGAUAAUCAAGCUCUUUGGGCUGUUGGGUGGGGCACAGCUUCGUACGGCGGUUCAUUCUCGGAGCAACUGCGGCGUAUUGAAGUUAGGAGUAUAAACCUGAGAACUUGCCAAAAUAUUUAUGUUGAGUUGGCAAUGUAUCUUACUGAUAAUAUGAUGUGCUCAGGUUGGCUCAAUUCUAGUGGCAAAGAUUGCCAAGGCACAACUGGAGGUCCUCUUAUCCACAACAACGUCAUCGUGGGUGUAUGUACAUGGGGAGAGCAAUGUGGGCUUGCUCGUUACCCUGGUAUCAGCACUCGAGUGUCGCGCUACACGUCUUGGAUCCAAUCAAAUGCAUAA
Parnassius mnemosyne (clouded apollo) is the source of this 915-nucleotide messenger RNA. NCBI's taxonomy places the organism in Eukaryota, Metazoa, Arthropoda, Insecta, Lepidoptera, Papilionidae. The record is from the annotation of a GenBank genome assembly.